AUGUCCGGGAAGCGCUCCAAUCCGAGCAAGGGUGACCAAAAGGUGAAAACCGGGGCAUCGGAGAAGAGGAAUGCCUUUACCGAACUUCUGGCUCCCAAAAGCAAGCAACCCAAGCACGCGACCAAAACCCCGUCUGAUCGCAAUGCGGCAAAGGGCAGGACUGCAUUUGGUGUCCGCGAUGGACUGGGCGCCUACAUCUCAAAACCUGAGACAUACUCUCCUGAUAUCUUAGUUUACCAUAAUGACGACUUCGUGGCGAUCCAUGACAUGUUCCCAAAGUCAUCGCUACACCUCCUCCUUCUCCCCCGCGACCAGACCAAAACGCGCAUGCAUCCAUUUGACGCUUUCGAGGACGCCAAGUUCCUAGCAAAAGUGAAGGCCGAAACUCGAACCCUCCGCAAGUUGGCAGCGAGCGAGCUGCGACGCAAAUAUGGCAAGGAUUCUGUGCAGGAGCAAGCGAGACAGGCGGCGCUGAGCGCUGAUCCGCCGCCCGAUAAGCUACCGCAGGGUCGGGACUGGGAACAGGAGAUCGAGGUCGGCGUGCAUGCGGUACCAUCUAUGAACCACUUGCACAUUCAUGUAUUGUCAGUGGAUAGGUAUAGCGAGCGCUUAAAGCACCGGAAACACUACAAUAGCUUUUCAACACCAUUCUUCGUGCCAAUUGAGGACUUCCCGCUGUCGAAAGAUGAUGUGCGACGGAAUCCGACGGAAGAGGGGUAUCUAAAGCGAGAUUUUACUUGCUGGCGCUGUGGCCGAGGCUUUGGGAAUCGGUUUGCAGAACUGAAGCAACAUCUGGAGCAAGAGUUUAAAGAAUGGAGAAAAUUGUGA
Molecule: messenger RNA, 828 nt
Organism: Penicillium digitatum Pd1
Lineage: Eukaryota; Fungi; Ascomycota; Eurotiomycetes; Eurotiales; Aspergillaceae
Product: DNA 5'-adenosine monophosphate hydrolase
Biological process (GO): single strand break repair
Cellular component (GO): nucleus
Molecular function (GO): double-stranded RNA binding; single-strand break-containing DNA binding; DNA 5'-adenosine monophosphate hydrolase activity
Source: RefSeq, a predicted model, not a curated record